Teleopsis dalmanni is the source of this 896-nucleotide messenger RNA. RefSeq lists its product as uncharacterized. The transcript has 4 exons. The record is from RefSeq and is a predicted model, not a curated record. The coding region runs from base 15 to 794 and encodes 259 amino acids. Lineage: Eukaryota; Metazoa; Arthropoda; Insecta; Diptera; Diopsidae.
GAUAAAAGUACAAGAUGGCAGCAACGAAGUAUUGCGUCCUCGUAGCAAUUUUGGGUUUUGCAGCAGUUGGCAAUGCUGCCACCGCCGUCAAGGCAACCAAUAUGCAGAGCAUGAUUAAUGAGGAAACUUUAAAAUGCGAAAGCGGUGAAGAUUCAAUGGCGUGCAUUAAGGUUCGAGCAAUGAGAUUUCUGGAUACCGUUAUCAACAAAGAUACAUUCAAGUUUUCGGAUGUUGAGGUAAAAAGCAAUGGUUUCAAGGCCUCCACUGAAAGCAAGGCUCGUUCCAGCAGUGAUAACUUUUUCGAUGCCAUUGAAAAUUAUAUACAAGGUCACGAUGUAACCAUGGACUUGCCUAUUGCUGACGCUAAGGUCACAGUCUCCUCACGCAGUUUGGACAAUGAUGAGUUAAGCCUGAAUGUUAAAUUUGCCAAUAAUGACGUUGUUGAAGGCAAGGGUAAGAAGGGAAACAUCUUCAAGAAGGGCAAAAAGCAUCGUCUACGUAAAAUGAUUACACCAAUUAUGGUUCUGAUUUUAUUGAAGGCAAUGACUGUGAUUCCAAUGGCAAUUGGCAUAUUGAAAAUUAAGGCUUUCAAUGCGUUAGCCUUAGGCUUCUUCUCAUUCAUAGUAUCGGUUGGUUUGGCCAUUUUCCAAUUGUGCAAGAAGCUUGCCGCCGAACACCAUUCCGCCCAUAUUACCGCUCACGGACCUUGGGAUGGACGUUCAGUCAGUUCUGUCAUCGAAGCAUACCAACCAAUUGAAGAUGCACAAAAUUUAGCCUACAAUGCCUAUGCCUAAACCAUUUCCUACAUUUCCUACGUUUCCUAAGUUUAGUACAAUAGUCAACGAACCUUAAGUCCCUAAAAAUAUGCUAAGCACGUGAAGCACAUUCCGAGCGGA